AGUUGAUCACCGUCGCGAUCGUAGACCUCCUCCCGAUUCGGACGCUCCUCGGAUUCCGACCUCUUCUAUGUUCGGAGCUCCAGGUUUGAGAAAUGAAAAGCUCCCAGUUUUGUGUCAUUUAAGGUCUCAAUCUCUAAGGUGGUGGAGGACUGAAGUAAUGAUGUUGAAUCCUUCAAUCAAUACUCUGUCGAGGGACUUGGAUAUGCUAAGGAUUGAAGAAGACCUGCCUCCUGGUGCAGAGAUGAGUAUGGUGCUGCCUGACUUGGACAGAUUGAGGCUUGUACAAGAGCCACCUGCAGGUGCAGAGAUUAGUAUGGUGCUUCCAGGUUUGGACAGAUUGCGGCUUGUAGAGCAGUCAACUGCGGGCGGAGAGGAUGUUUUUGUAAGGCUGCAGAGAAAUGUUUCGGAUUACCCGCCCCCGGGCGCAGAUUAUACUCUUACAAGGUAUAGGCUGUUUAAAGAGUUGAAGAGGCUGCUGCUAGAUUCACCUGCAGGGAUUAGUGUGGUUCCCCCAGACUUCUACAAUUGCGAUAUAAUGUUGUGGAGUGUUAUUAUAGCUCCUCAUUCUUUGGAUUCUCCUUGGGAGGGAGGUGCAUUUAAGUUGACUCUUCAGUUUACUGAGGAGUAUCCACUCAAACCACCAUUGGUGCGAUUUGUUUCUCAAAUGUUUCAUCCAAACAUUUCUGCAGAUGGAAGCAUGUAUUUUGAUAAUUUACAGGAUCGGUGGCCUCCUAUAAAUGAUGUGGAAGAUAUUCUCAAGUAUAUCCAGUUUCUAAUUUGUCAUCCCAACCCGAAGUAUCCUGCAAACUCAGAAGCUUUCUGCAUGUACUUCAGUGAGAACAGACUUAAGUACAACCGCAGAGUGAGGAUAAUCGUGGAUCAGAGUUGGAUUGCUGACUAGUAACUUCUUAGGCAUUUUCCGCAAGCGUCUUCUCCGCUAGGACCUUCAGGUCCGCAGAAGGAAGUCCAUCCAUAUCUGCUGCGCCAUUCGAAGGGCUGAUCCUCAUCAAACGUGGCGCAGAAGGCACCUACUGCAAGCAAG
Argentina anserina (silverweed cinquefoil) is the source of this 1042-nucleotide messenger RNA. RefSeq names its product ubiquitin-conjugating enzyme E2 2-like. Gene Ontology annotation, molecular function: ubiquitin conjugating enzyme activity. Gene Ontology annotation, biological process: DNA repair; protein polyubiquitination; proteasome-mediated ubiquitin-dependent protein catabolic process. NCBI's taxonomy places the organism in Eukaryota, Viridiplantae, Streptophyta, Magnoliopsida, Rosales, Rosaceae. The transcript is spliced from 6 exons. Bases 68 to 901 code for a protein of 277 amino acids. The record is from RefSeq and is a predicted model, not a curated record.